Messenger RNA from Electrophorus electricus (electric eel), 1776 nucleotides. RefSeq names its product karyopherin alpha 2 (RAG cohort 1, importin alpha 1) (gene kpna2). Gene Ontology annotation, molecular function: nuclear import signal receptor activity; protein binding. Gene Ontology annotation, cellular component: cytoplasm. Gene Ontology annotation, biological process: protein import into nucleus. The record is from RefSeq and is a predicted model, not a curated record. NCBI's taxonomy places the organism in Eukaryota, Metazoa, Chordata, Actinopteri, Gymnotiformes, Gymnotidae.
UAGUGCAUUUUCGUCAAUCAGUUCGUUCGAAGAAAAACGGUUAAUCGUUCUUUCAAGCUAUACCCAGCUUUCUACUUUAGAGAUGUCUUCUAGCAACGAAAAUAGCGCACGCUUGAAUCAAUUCAAACAUAAAGGAAAGGAUGCAAACGAACUGAGACGCAGGAGGAUUGAAGUAAAUGUUGAGCUCCGAAAAGCGAAGAAAGACGAACAAAUUCUGAAAAGGAGGAAUGUCGCUACUCUUCCGGAUGAGGCUACUUCGCCUCUUCAAGAGAAAAGUCAAAAUUGCCAGGCUCAGCACUGGACAGUAGAAGAGAUCGUCAGUGGGGUUAACAGUAACAAUCUUGAAACUCAGCUGCAAGCGACCCAAGCUGCACGGAAAUUGUUGUCAAGAGAGCGCCAUCCACCAAUUGACCGAAUCAUCAACGCAGGCUUGAUCACAAAGUUUGUGGGCUUCCUAGGCAUAAUGGGUUCGCCUCCGAUUCAAUUUGAAGCAGCCUGGGCCCUAACUAAUAUUGCAUCUGGGACAUCUGACCAGACCACAGCUGUGGUGGAAGGAGGGGCUAUCCCAGCCUUCAUCAGUUUGAUCACAUCCCCACACCCUCAUAUUAGUGAACAGGCUAUAUGGGCACUGGGCAAUAUUGCUGGGGAUGGUUCUGCCUAUAGAGACAAGGUCAUUAAGCAUGGAGCUGUUGGCCACCUCCUGAGUCUGCUUGCUGUCCCUGACCUUUCUGUGUUUGCUCCUGGUUACCUGAGGAACAUCACCUGGACUUUGUCUAACCUGUGUCGCAACAAGAACCCUGUGCCACCUCUUGAGGCAGUGCGGCAGAUUCUGCCUACACUCGUCCUCCUCCUGCAUCACAACGAUAAGGAAGUGCUUGCAGACACCUGCUGGGCCAUCUCGUAUCUGACAGAUGGGCCCAAUGAGCGGAUUGAGGUGGUGGUACAAACCGGCCUGGUUCCUCGACUGGUGCAGCUCCUUGGUUCUGGAGAACUCUCCAUAGUGACUCCUUCGUUGCGCUCCAUUGGUAAUAUUGUAACUGGCACUGAUGAGCAAACCCAGGCAGUGCUGGAUUCAGGGGCCCUUGGCAUGUUCCCUGGUCUGCUGAGGCACCAUAAGAACAAUAUCCAGAAGGAAGCCUCCUGGACACUGUCCAACAUUACUGCAGGAAAGGAUACACAGAUCCAGGAGGUCCUCAACGCAGGCUUGGUGCCUUACCUGGUGGAUAUUCUCAAACGGGGUGACUACAAGACCCAGAAGGAGGCAGUAUGGGCAGUGACCAACUAUACCAGUGGAGGCACUGUAGAACAAGUAGUAUUUCUUGUUCAGUCCAAUGUACUGGAGCCACUUUUGAAUCUUCUGUCUGCCAAAGAUAGCAAGACUGUCCUUGUCAUUUUGGAUGCACUCAGUAACAUCUUUCUGGCUGGUGAGAAAAUUGGUGAGACUGAUAAGCUUUGCUUGAUGAUCGAAGAAUGUGGUGGCUUGGAUAAAAUUGAAGCCCUGCAGACCCAUGAGAAUGAAAUGGUGUACAAGGCUUCACUGAACAUUAUUGAGAAAUACUUCUCUGGAGAGGAGGAAGAGGAUGAGCAUGUGGCUCCAGAAAUAACAACUGAUGGCUAUGCAUUCCAGAUCAAUGAAAAUCAAGGCACUUUCAACUUCUAGAUGUUUUUCCUGUUCUGUCUUGUCCAAUGUUUAUGAAUCUCUGACUUGUUCUGGAGAACUGUACAUAUGGAACUGUCUUCAUUUUAUUACUUUGUAAAUAAAGUAAAUUAAAGGUG